Messenger RNA from Biomphalaria glabrata, 1948 nucleotides. RefSeq names its product diencephalon/mesencephalon homeobox protein 1-A-like. The record is from RefSeq and is a predicted model, not a curated record. Lineage: Eukaryota; Metazoa; Mollusca; Gastropoda; Planorbidae. The transcript has 6 exons. Gene Ontology annotation, biological process: regulation of transcription by RNA polymerase II. Gene Ontology annotation, molecular function: RNA polymerase II transcription regulatory region sequence-specific DNA binding; DNA-binding transcription factor activity, RNA polymerase II-specific. The coding region runs from base 134 to 1390 and encodes 418 amino acids.
UAGAAAUAAAAAAGAGGGGGUUAAAAGGGGGCGCGUUUCAAAACUGAUUUAUUUCAUUCAGCUACUGUCAUAGUAUCAGUGAGGAUAUAUUACAUUGACUAUAGAAUCUGCUACUUGACUCCAUUACUUCAGCAUGCAAGGUUACAGUGCUUUUGGCCUGCAGCUUCAGGCACACCAUCCUUUCCUAGGUCUUCCACCCCCAACACACCACUUACAGCUGGCCUCGCCAUUUUUCUUCGGACAGUAUCCUGAUAUUCUAUUUGAUGCUCGCUAUGGGUCCCACCGGAAACAGAGACGCAGCAGGACGGCUUUCACCAAUCAACAGCUAGGCGCCUUAGAAAAGACUUUUGCUAAAACUCAUUACCCGGAUGUAGUCAUGAGAGAAAGACUGGCAAUGAUUACCAACCUCCCAGAGGCCAGGAUACAAGUUUGGUUCAAGAACAGGCGAGCCAAAUACCGUAAGAAGCAACGCGGAGCUCGUCCCAAGUCUCAAGACGGAGACGCGUCGGCAAGCGGCAAAAUAGGGAAGCAAAAUGGCCGCCUUGACAACAGGGCCUCAGAGGAUGCUGGGAAGGAAGACUCUUGCAGGGACAGUUCGUUUUCUCACAGCGAGGACGAGAACGACGCGGACAGUGAGUGCCCAGACGUGGACGACGAGUCACCGGAUGUGGAAGUGACGUCAUUGUGUGAUAAAGAUGAAUUCAAAAGUCUAGCCGACGAACGUAAAAGUUCAACCCCAGUGUCACGAGGUCGUGAGCAGGACGACAUUAAAUCUCAAUCCCAGAAUACUUCAUCGCCUCACAGGGCUUCAGCAUUCCCUGAGCAGGCAUCGGAGAGCAGGUCCACCAUCUCCUCCCCUCUUUCUGCCCCUGACUAUCGUUUCACUGGUCCUGGCAGUUACCUCCCCUAUCAUUUGCAUCCUGGACUUGGACAUCAGCUUGGCCUGAAUAGCAGCGCUUCUUUAACCAAAGAUAUUCCCUCACCUACAGUCUCGUCACACAAGCCAGGGGGUGCCCCAGUGUCGUCGUCUCACCUGCCGUUUCCCCUCUCGGCGUCGCUGCCUUCUCACCUGUCGUCGGCCCAGCUGUCGCUUCCGUCGUCACUGCCGCCCACGUUUUCACUGACCACGGCACAUCCGGGCAGCCUCUUGUCGGGGUCGCUUACCCCUCACAUGGCGCCCUUCUCCCCGUGGACGUCUUAUUAUAGCCCGUCUCAACUGCACGACAUUCUGAUGAGGUAUCCCCUGAGGCAGGAUACGCCAUUGCGCUUGCCUCUACCAACGCCAAGCGGCAAAGACACAAUUUUAUCUUCAAGCGUCGAGAGCUUGAGACUGAGAGCGCGGCAUCAUGCCGCUUGUAUGGGACUACUAGACGGAGCCUCCAGAACGUGACGUCAUCAGAAGUAGGCCAUGGAGCUAUGACAGCCAAGUUACAGCUUUAUCAAAGAUGACAAAAAGCGUGGACUGACAUUUACGCAUGUCACUUAAUCAGCACCCCUCUCACUCACCUUUCAGAAAUGACAUUAAUGAUUGCGCUGAAUUGAAUCAAGCCAUUCAAGCCUUUAAAUUUGAAACUAAAUAUAGAUAUCCACAAGCUAGACGGCCAUGCCUGGAUGUGAUUUCCUCAAUGGAUCUUACAGAGGUAACAAAUCUCAUCCGUUUAUUUCACAGCCUCCUGACUCUACCAACACAUCGCUCUUUGUGUUUGCAUGUGUUACUAGGAUUUAUAUUCGUGAGAGAAAGCUUUUUAAACAACUAACAAUAAAACGUUGAAACUUUCUUAAACAAACAAAAAAUAUAGACAGACAUAUUGUUAAUGUUAGUUACCAUAGAACCAUAUGUUCGCAAUCCAUCAAUCAAAUAGGUAAAUCUUGGUGGGGAAUGUGAUUUUUUUUUUGUUUCAUUUAUUUGUAAAAUUAUGAGAUGCAAAAUAAAUUAUUGUAUUUAUUA